Messenger RNA from Serpula lacrymans var. lacrymans S7.9, 1376 nucleotides. RefSeq lists its product as uncharacterized. The transcript has 8 exons. Gene Ontology annotation, molecular function: catalytic activity. The record is from RefSeq and is a predicted model, not a curated record. Gene Ontology annotation, biological process: branched-chain amino acid catabolic process; response to nutrient. The coding region runs from base 141 to 1145 and encodes 334 amino acids. NCBI's taxonomy places the organism in Eukaryota, Fungi, Basidiomycota, Agaricomycetes, Boletales, Serpulaceae.
GUCAUUUGCCUUCUGUCGCCACAUCGCAAUAUCUGCGGCUCACUCGCGAGGCAGCGUUUCGUACACCAGGUCUAUCGUGGGCAGAUGAAGAUGGUUCAAGCCCGGCGCGGAACAUUGUUGGUGGACGGGAGACACGGAAAAUGAACACCUACCAAGCUGUUCGGGAUGCAAUGAGUGUUGCCAUGAUGAAGGACGAUACUGCAGUAGUCUUCGGUGAAGAUGUUGCCUUUGGCGGUGUGUUCAGGUGCACAAUGGGUCUCGCUGAAGAAUUUGGUCGGGAACGUGUCUUCAAUACACCAUUGACCGAGCAAGGUAUUGCUGGGUUUGCAAUUGGUCUUGCUUCCAUGGGCCAGACUGCCAUUGCAGAGAUCCAGUUUUCAGAUUACAUAUUUCCCGCCUUUGAUCAGAUUGUCAAUGAAGCUGCCAAGUUCCGCUAUCGUUCCGGGGGCCAGUUUAACGUCGGGAAAUUAACCAUCCGCACACCUACCAUGGCUGUCGGGCAUGGUGCCUUAUACCACUCUCAGAGCCCUGAGGGCUUUUUCAUGGGCGCAUCAGGACUCAAAAUUGUCAUUCCACGUUCUCCCAUUCAAGCCAAAGGCCUACUUCUAUCAUCGAUCCGGGAUCCAAAUCCAGUCAUAUUUAUGGAGCCAAAAAUACUAUAUAGAUCUGCAGUGGAACAGGUACCCAUAGACGAUUAUGAAUUACCUAUCGGACGAGCUGAAACGCUGACGGCAGGUUCAGACCUGACUGUUCUUACAUGGGGCACUCCAGUGUACCAUUGCGAGGCCGCUUUGCAUAUGCUUGCUGACCCACCAUCCUCUCUCGAACGCUUAAUUCCACCAUCGCUGCGAUCCGCUAAGAUUGAGCUUAUAGAUCUGCGGACGAUACUUCCAUGGGACGUCGACACUGUCACUGAAAGCGUCAGCCGUACAGGAAGAUUAGUGAUAGUUCACGAGGCUAGCCAGACGGCCGGCGUUGGAGCAGAAAUUGCUGCUGAGGUUCAGAAACGAUGUUUCUUGAAACUCCAUGCACCAGUUAAGAGGGUGACAGGUUGGGACGUGCCUGUGGGAUGUCAGUAUGAGAAGUUUAUCAUUCCCGAUUCCCUUCGCAUACUUGAUGGCAUUAUGGAAUCCCUUAAUUACUGAAGGAUUUCAUGACUCUCACCUGAGCAAAUGGUAUAGGGAUAGUGUAAGAAAGACGGGUUACGUGUUACAAUGAAUGGUGCGCUCCACAACGAUCUGCUAGUCUUAUGCUAGCAACUGCAGUCCAUCGAGAAUAUACAGCUUAUAUAUUGAUCGGCAACCGUUCAGUUGUGCUGAUGGAAUGUAAUGCAUAUUAUACACAAGCCACCAGGACUACGCAUUUACACGACAAGU